AUGAGUAGUACUACAACUCGAUCAAAAAUAGAUUUAUCAAAAAUUAAGAUUGAUACUUUAAAAUAUAUUCCACCAUCCAGAUUACCAAUAAAACAAAACAUGACAAUUUCAACAUCUUCAAAUGAAGUGUUACAUGAUGAAAAUCAACUUAUUGAAAUUAAACCCGGUGAAGAAGUGAAGGCAGCGGAUGGUCAUGAAUUAAAUGAUCAAUUCGUAGAUUCACAACCUACACAUCGGGAACUUAUAAAAGAAGAACUAAAAACAUUGGAGAAAUUUACUGGUGGGGGUGAUGCAGAGCAAUGGUUAACAUCAGUAUUGAAGAAAUUUGAAUUAUUGCAAGUGGAUAUGGAUGAUCGUAUUGCAUUUAUACCUAGUGUAAUAACAGGUGAAGCAUUUAUUUGGUUUGUACAAAAUGAACAACAUAUGCUGACAUUUAUAUCUUUUGCAAAAUUAUUUUUACAACGUUUUGCUUCAACAAAAAUCGAAGGUCGAACAACUACAUCAACUGAUCUUAUUUCAAAUCAACAACAAUUAAUAAUAACGAAUGGAUUACAAGAUGAUGUGUUUAGUUCAUUAAGAAAUCAAAUGUUAUUAAGUCAUAUCGAAAAAUUACCAAAAUUCUCAGGUCGAUCGAAACAAAAUGUUUCAAAAUGGCUCCGUGAAAUAAACCAAACCAUGAUUUUAUUGAAGCUAUCUGAUAUGGAAAAAUUAUUUUUUAUUCCAUCGAUCUUAGAUACUGAAGCAAAAGAGUGGUUCUUUGACAAUCAACAUGCAUUCUCAUCUUGGUCAUUAUUUGUACAAAAAUUAAUUGGUACGUUUGAAUCUUCUAGCAAAGCUGAUAUUGCAUUUAAUCGUUUACGACAAUAUCAACAAGGUUUAAAUCAAGAUGUGCGACAUUAUUAUUUUGAAAUUAUGAAAUUAUGUAAAGAAGCAAAUCCAACUAUGGAUGAAUCUACUAAACUUCAAUAUUUAAAAGAUGGAUUGAAAAUAUCUUUACGAUUUGAUAUUCUUUUAAAAAAUCCAACAACGACAGAAGAUUUUUUAGAAUACGCACAAAAAAUUGAAGAAUUGAAAUCACUUGAUGAACAACAAGGUAUUGGUGAGACGCCUCCACAACAUUCAACAUCAAAUAAAUCAAAUUUAUCGCGAAAUGUUUCGAAUGCAUCAUCAUAUAAUAAUAAUGUAUCAACAUAUAAUAAUAAUGCAUUAUCAUAUAAUAAUAAUGUACCAACAUAUAAUAAUAAUACACGAGCAAAUAAUAAUAAUUCAUCAAAGCAACAACAACAAAAUAAUAGUGUACCAAAACCACCAUAUCGAUUAGGAUCAUCGUUUGAUGGUGAUGAUCCUUCUCAAUUACAAAUAAACCCAUCACCAAUAUUUAUUGUUGCUAAAGUUAAUAGUAUUACAACAAAAAUUAUGUUUGAUUCAGGUUCAUCACGAUCUUUUAUUAAGAAAUCUAUUCUUGAUAAAACGAAUCAUUUACCAAUACAAUCUAAUAGUCAAUCUUAUUUAAUGGCAGAUGGUCAUUCAACGUUUACUAUUCUUGGUACAGUACAAAUUUAUAUUGAUUUACAUAAUUUACAAACUAGUAUUAUUGUUGGUAUUGUCGAUAAUUUAUGUGUUGAUUGUUUAUUAGGAAUGGAUUAUAUGAAUAAAUAUUAUGUUAAUCUUAAUAAUAAAGAAAAACAAAUUUACAUUCACGCACAAGAUAUUAUGGUUUCAAUUCCAAUGGAAAUUGUUAUAAAAGAUUUUAUUUUACCAUGUCGAUCUACUAAAACUAUUUAUAUUUAUCCACAAGAAGAAAAACAAAUACAAAUCAUAUGUGAAGUUCCAUCUGGUCAUAUGUUAUUUUCACCUAAUAAUAAUUUGAACAAUAAAGGUUUAGUUACUGCACAUGCAAUUAUUUCAGUAGUAAAUUAUACAGCUACUGUAUUUGUUUACAAUUCCACCAUGAGAUCACAACAAUUAAAUUAUCAAGAAAUUAUUGGUGAAAUUACCCCUUAUUGUUCUACAGCAUUUAUAGCUAUGAUUUUUGAUCCACAAACAAAAACGUUGGUGGAUGAAAAUCAAUCACAAUCAUUAACAUCAAAUAGUGAAAGUAAUAUUCAGGUUCUAUUAGAUCAUAUUGAUGAUCAACAACAAGUAAAUCAAAUUUGGUCAAUAUUUAAGAAACAUCAUCAAUUGUUUGAUACAACAACAACAACUAUUGCUGAUAUUGAUACAUCACAUGUUAUUUGUACUGAAAAUAAACCUCCAACUACAUCUCGACCUUAUCCACAAACAAUUGACAAACAAAAUGCUACUUUUGAAAUUAUUCAACAGAUGAUCAAAAAUAAACAAAUAAGACCAUCGUAUUCUCAAUAUUCGGCACCAAUUAUAUUAAUCAAAAAGCGUGAUGGAUCUUAUAGAUUUAUCGUUGAUUACCGUAAACUUAAUAACAUCACCAUUCAAGAUAAAUUUCCAUUACCAAAUCUUGAACAAGCACUUCAGAUAGUAGGCGGUCGAUGUUAUUAUUCAAAGUUGGACCUUCGGUCGGGUUACUUUCAAAUUCCGAUCAAGGAGGAAGAUAAAUUUAAAACAGCCUUUAUCACCACGCAUGGUCUUUUCGAAUUUAAUGUUUUGGCCCAAGGCCUUAAGAAUAGCCCGCCAUCCUUUCAACGCACUAUGUCAAAUUUAUUAUUACCGUGUAAAAAAUUUUCCAUAGUCUACUUAGAUGAUGUUUUAAUUUAUUCGGAUAAUUUUGAUCAACAUUUACAACAUGUCAAUCAAGUUCUGGCUAUAUUAAAUAAACAUAAAUUUCAACUUAAUCCACCAAAAUGUGAAGUAUUUUGCAAAAACAUAAAUUAUUUGGGUCAUACAAUUAGUUAUGAUGGUGUAAGACCACUACAAGAACGCAUUGAAAAAAUUUUAUCUAUUCCACAACCUGUAUCAUUAGCUCAAGCAAAUGCUUUUAUAGGUGCAAUAGGUUGGUAUCGCAAAUUCAUCAAUAAUUAUGCAAGUAUAGCUGCUCCUAUAUUAGCUGUUACUAAUUUAACUAAAGCACACAAACAUAAAUUUCAUUGGGAUCAAGAUCAACGUGUUGCUUUUGAACAAUUAAAAACUGCUCUCAUUACUGAACCACUAUUUCUUACAUAUCCUGAUAAUGAUCUACCUCUAAUAUUAGCAACCGAUGCUUCUGAUAAUUGUAUUGGUGGUGUAUUAUAUCAAGAAGAUGAUAAUGGUCAACGAAAAAAUAUUUAUUUUCAUUCGCAAAUGUUACCAAAACCGCAGCGUAAAUGGCCUACGAUCGAGAAAGAAGCAUUAGCUAUUUAUUAUUGUGUUUCACGUAUGAAGUUAUAUUUAUUAGGACGUGAAUUUACUGUAUAUACAGAUCAUUGUCCAUUACGUGAUAUGCAUUUAAAACCAUCAAAUAAUCGUCGUGUUGAUCGUAUAUCAUUAAUAUUACAACAAUAUAAUAUUAAAGAAAUUUCUCAUAUAUCAGGUAAGUGUAAUUGUAUGGCUGAUUAUUUAUCUAGAUAUCCUCGACAAGUUGAUGAUGAUGAUGAUUUUAUUGAACCUGAUUAUGGUACAGUUAUGGGUCUUCAACAUGGUUGUGCAGCAAUUACUAGAUCUAGAACAAAAGCACAAGUGCCUGUUCCAGACAUUAUUGUUAAUGAUUCACCAUCAAGUGAAGCUUCGGUAACAAAUGAUCAUCCUUCGUGUGAGGAAGGUCAUGAUUUUGACGUUACCAAGAUAGGUGAUGCUCAAAAGCAAGAUUCAUUUUAUCAAGAACAAAUUCAUAAAUUACAACAAGCUUCAGCUAAUAGUUCAUUCGAAUUAACAAAUGAUAUACUUUAUAAAAUAGUUAAACGUGGCAUUAAUAAACAAACAUUAAUUUAUAUACCGUCAGUAUUAGUCUCACAAGUGAUAGAAGUUUAUCACGGUUCGUCAUGGGCUGGUCAUUUUGGUUUUCGCCGAACUUAUAAUAAUUUGAAAGAUCGUUAUUGGUGGCCAAAUAUGAAAGAAACAAUUCGAACCCAUCUUCAAGCUUGUUUAAAAUGUCAAAAAUUUAAUUUUGCUCGUCACAAAGCACAUGGUUUUCUUCAUCCGAUUGAAUCACCUAGUGGUCCAUUCCAAAUGAUUGGCAUAGAUUAUUCUGGACCUUUUCCAACAACAACACAAGGAAACAAAUAUGUUUUAGCAAUCACAGAUUAUUUUACUAAAUGGGUUAUAGCAAUUCCUGUUGAAAAGCAAAAUGCACAAACAACAGCUACAGUUUUAUAUGAACAUUAUAUUUGCAUCUAUGGUGUACCUCAUCAAAUUUUGUCAGAUCAAGGAACACCGUUUAAUAACCAAUUAAUUGAAGCAUUUACAAAAAUAUUAGGAUGUCAUCAUAUAAAAUCUACUCCAUAUCACCCCCAAACAAACGGUGCAAUCGAAAGAUUUAAUGCUACCUUUGAACGACAAUUAGCGAAGGUUACAAAUGUUCAUAUGAAUGAUUGGGAUAUUCAUUUAAAGUCCAUUAUAUUUGCUUACAAUAUUGGUAAACAUGCAUCGACUGAAUUUUCUCCUUAUCAAUUACAGUUUGGACGUCAUCCAAAUUUACCACCUGAUAAACCAAAAGAUAAAUAUGAAUUUUUAAAACCAAAUGAUUAUUUUCAAUUUUUUAGACGUACACUAACAUUAUAUCAUCGUCAUGCAAGAGAAAAUAUUAUCAAACAUCAACAAUACUAUAAAACAAAUUAUGAUGUUCAUCGUGCUAAUCCUCAUUUUAAUGUUGGUGAUCGAGUAUUAAAAAAAUUAUCGACUUCUCGUAAUAAAUUAUCGUCAAUAUAUUCUGAUCCUAUGGUAGUUAUUAAAAUUCAACACCCAACUUAUUGGAUUGAAGAUAAAUCAACAAAUAGAGUAUAUCAAGUACAUGUAUCAAGUUUAAGAUCAUGUCAUAUUUAA
Molecule: messenger RNA, 4929 nt
Organism: Adineta steineri
Lineage: Eukaryota; Metazoa; Rotifera; Eurotatoria; Adinetida; Adinetidae
Source: the annotation of a GenBank genome assembly